Messenger RNA from Poecilia latipinna (sailfin molly), 3881 nucleotides. RefSeq names its product arylsulfatase J-like. Gene Ontology annotation, molecular function: sulfuric ester hydrolase activity. The record is from RefSeq and is a predicted model, not a curated record. Lineage: Eukaryota; Metazoa; Chordata; Actinopteri; Cyprinodontiformes; Poeciliidae.
GAACAGCUGUUUUGCAUCAACUAUCCCUCCCAAUACGGAGGCACAAUGUCUACACUGCCCCCUAUGGGUUUGACAUAUUUAGAACACACAAUAGUGUAAUUCAGCGGGUUCAUAUGGAUGACCACUUUUUUAAAAAACUGAUCAGGUGUGGACGAGAUUAUUUUAUAUUAAAAAAAACAACGUUUUUUUCUACGUCGUUUUAAAAAGACCCAGCCACAGGUGGACAAGGCCUAAAAUUCAAACUACCUUGCAAGCGUUAAAAACACGGAUAAAUUACAGAAUAAAUAUACAAACCGCUUGCCAUACAAUUAGUUCUCUCAGCAGUUGUGCAGUUUGUGCUCUGUGGGUGCUUUCAGCAGUGGGCCCGCAGCAAGAAGACAAAUGGGAGGAUUGUGGACGGGUUCUGAACGCGUCAUGACAGUGAGGGGAUUGGACUGAUUCGGACCUGCGUCCUUCUGCAGAACAGACCCCGCUGUAUGAGUCGGGGGACAGGACUGCUUCUCUGAGCGGAACUCCACCGGAGUUCUGCUUAAGUUCCCGGGCGGAGCAGCUGCCGCCUGCCUGCAAGCCACAUGGACCCUUCCCGCUGCAGAGCAUGCUGCUAGCGCCUGGCGAUUGGAAGGAGAACCGUGAGGCUGUUCAUACCACCGAACCCGAGCUCCACGCGCCGCUGCUGCCUCCUAGUCAUGCGCACAGACCACCUCCGUUGAGGAUCCGAGUCGGGCUGAAGAUGUUCCUGACCUUCCUCCUCAGCUUCAUCGUUCCUCCGGUAUGGAGCGUUCACAUGUCGUGGGAAAACUGGAGGUCCGCGCUGCGCAACGGAGGAGAUGAGUUCGAGCCGCCGACCUCCCAGCCGCACAUCGUCUUCAUCCUGGUGGAUGAUCAGGGCUUCCGGGAUGUUGGAUACCACGGCUCCGAGAUCAAAACUCCGAAUUUGGACCGGCUGGCCGCACAGGGGGUGAAGCUGGAGAAUUACUAUGUCCAGCCGCUCUGCAGCCCGUCCCGGAGUCAGCUGAUGACCGGCAGGUAUCAGAUCCACACAGGCCUGCAACAUUCUAUCAUUCGAGCCACCCAGCCUAACUGCCUACCCUUGGAGAAUAUCACUCUUCCCCAGAAGCUCAAAGAAGCAGGCUACUCCACCCACAUGGUGGGGAAGUGGCACCUGGGCUUUUACAAACGUGGCUGCCUUCCCACCCAGCGAGGUUUCGACACUUUCUUCGGAUCCCUGCUCGGAAGCGGCGAUUACUACAGCCACUACAAAUGCGAAGGUCCCGGCAUGUGCGGAUAUGAUCUGUACGAAGGGGAAGAGGCCGCUUGGGAACAGGACCGUGGUUUGUACUCUACUGUGAUGUUCACUCGAAAGGCUGUCAGCAUCUUGGCCAAUCACGAUCCCCACAAGCAACCCUUAUUUCUUUACUUGGCCUAUCAGGCGGUUCAUUCCCCGCUACAAGUUCCUGCUCGCUAUCUCGAGCGGUACAAGGGAAUUCCAAACCCACAUCGCCGAAAAUAUGCCGCUAUGGUUUCCUGUCUUGAUGAAGCCAUUCACAACCUGACCUUAGCCCUGAAACACUUUGGUUACUAUGACAACACAGUUAUAGUGUACUCCACAGACAAUGGGGGUCAGCCAUUAGCUGGUGGAAGUAACUGGCCCUUGAGGGGGAGUAAAGCCACCUACUGGGAGGGGGGCAUUAGGGGAAUAGGUUUUGUUCACAGUCCCCUGUUAAUCAAAAAAGGGUCAAAAUGUCAAACAUUGGUCCACAUAACUGACUGGUUUCCUACUCUGGUGACUCUUGGGGGAGGCACCUUAGAUGAAGAUCAAAACCUAGAUGGAUACGACGUCUGGGAAGCUAUUAGUGAAGGUCGUCCAUCACCUCGCCUAGACAUUUUACAUAACAUCGACCCAAUUUACAUUAAAGCCAAGAAUGGCUCUUGGAAGGCGGGAUAUGGAUUGUGGAACACUGCUGUCCAAGCUGCGCUCCGAGUUGGCCACUGGAAGCUACUGACGGGUGUGCCAGGCUACAGCGACUGGGUGCCACCACAGACGUUCUCCAACCAACGACUAACCACUCGCCACCAUAAUGAACGUGUGCGUUGGGACAGGGGUAAAUCCAUCUGGCUGUUCAACAUCACAGCUGAUCCCUAUGAGCGAGUAGACUUGUCUCAGCAAUACCCACACAUAGUAAAGAAGAUGCUGAUGCGGCUAGUCCAGUACAACAAGACGGCUGUGCCAGUGCGCUACCCUGCAAAGGACCUGCGCUCCAACCCGCAGUACAACGGAGGAGUAUGGGGACCUUGGUACAAGGAUGAGAAGCAGGAGCGGAACGAGGAGGAGGAGAGAUAUAAUAACUUGUUUAUAAAUCAUUUUGGUAAAAGAAGGUGGAAAAAUAAAUCAAGGAAUAUAAAGUUAAAACGCAAAGCAGAACAUUAGCUUAAAGGAUUCAUGAAGAAACCUCAGACUGCCUUUACUCAGGUAUUAACACUUCUUGGUUUAGAACAUUUUAACUCCAGGCAGUCUAAACUGGACUCCACUAAACACUACGGUGAGAAAGUGUUUACAGAUUUCUUCUGUUUUAGUUUUUUUUCUGACUUAAAAAUUUCAGAUCAAACAUUUUAAUACCACACAGAAGUAACUUGAUUAAACAGAAUAGGCAAUUUUCAAAUAAUUAUUUAAUUUCAGAGAAAAAGCAAACCAAACCUGACUAAAGAUAUGUUUCCAUCAAGGUUUUUAUUUUGCAAUUUGAAGUAUCGCAUUAGAAAAGGUUGAUGGAAAUGGCAAAAUUUUAAAUAAUUUCCUCAAUUUCAGAAAAAAAGUUUUUUUUUUAAUGUUUGUUUGAGAUGGUUUUUGGCUUUUCCAAAAAGAGUUAAUGUGUAAAAGACCGAAGCACAUUUGCUUGAUGAGUUCUGAAGUAGUAAACGUCACCAUCCGCUGAAGGGUCUGUCCUUACCAGAGGCAUGAAACAAGUAAAAUGUCAAAAUCCAAACCUCCAGCUCAGAGGGAAGGACUCUCCAUUUUUCUGAGAUGUGUGGUUGAUGCUAGUUAGCAACCUCUACAUCUUGUUUAUUACAGCCAUGUGUAGCGUCAACAUCAUGCUUUGCGGUUGAGUCACUGCAAACCAGUAGAUGGAAACACAUUUAAUUUUCUUUGACUUUUUUGCAGCAUUUUAAAAGUUUGCAUGACAUCUGGAUGGAUGUGACAAAAAAUAAUUACCCUCCAAACUUAAUGACAGGUUGUGAUGGUAACAACUGCCACUUUAUGCUUUUCCUCCAUAGAACCAUGUUGCUUUGGACAGUUUUUCCUUUUAUGAACAAAAUUAUAAUUUAUUUACUUAGGUUAUAUUUGCCUCAUAUGUGUUCAGUGACACCAAAUAUACAAUUGUAACAAAAUAAAUAAAAAACAGAAGAACUCUGUAAGAGAGUAGAUUCUUUUUCACAACACUACAUAGUGUGUAAGAUGUGCUGAUGGAGCUUUCGGGAUGCCUGAUGGUGACUUGUUCCGACACUGAUGCCAUGUCUAGACAGUGGAGUAUUUUUUUUUAUUUUUUAUUUUUUACAAGAAUCUAUUGCAUGACUGAACUGUUGUCACUUUUACAUUCAUGUUUCACUUAUAGUAGAAAAUACAACUAUUUUUUUUUUUACUGUUGCCAUAAAUUUGAUGGUAAUGAAGUAAGACCCAGUCCUAUCAUGUUUUGUUCUUUGUGGUGCUAUACUGUCGUGCUAGCUGAUUUAGGAGUUAUGUCAUGUUUGUGUUCAAAUAUGUUGCUUGUUAUAUGCAUACUUUGUACUUUAGAACGACAAUGUUUGUUCUACUAGUUAGAAGUCUGGUCAGGCACCGGGCCAACCUGAAUCUAACUCGAGCAGCAAAAUAAAGUCUUGGGCAUUUA